AUGGUUAGAUACAAAAUACAAAGUUGCAUAAAUGCAUGCAUAUACUAUCCAAUAUGUAUCAAUGGAGGAAUGAGUGUGAACAUCGGAUGUACCUCAGAUGUCACUUGCCAAAUCUACAACGUCAGCUGGGUCUGCGUACAAGGUUGCUGUUGCACUACGCCACGAGUUUAUACGCCCACCCAACUGUAUCCUCCAGUUACUCGAAAAGCCUCCACUUUGACUAAAUCGUUAUCAAGUAGCCAGUUAAGCCUUAAUCAAAACCGGCAAAUUUAUGUCUCAUUUGAAGGAAUUAAAUGGAUAUUAAGCAAUGAUCAAUAA
Molecule: messenger RNA, 318 nt
Organism: Enterobius vermicularis (human pinworm)
Lineage: Eukaryota; Metazoa; Nematoda; Chromadorea; Rhabditida; Oxyuridae
Source: the annotation of a GenBank genome assembly